UAAACGUCAUUUAACCAUAACGUAAACAAAAAAGGAUGAUGUUCAAGUAAAAAUGACCUGCGAAGUUCAUGUGACAGCAAAAAUACAGGAUACUGAGUCCAUCAAAAGAUAUUUAUUUCCCACAGAUAAUAACGGAGGAGGUGAAGAAUGGUUGCAAACAUCGAAAUUGUCUAUUUCACCUGCUGGUGAUCUUAUAGCAAUAGGCAAUGACAGACGAUUAAUAGUACUAACAUCAAAAUGGGAUUCUGAAGCGGAUAUAAGUCAAUUUUAUGUUACGUUUUCAAAAAUUGUACAUGAAUAUGAUAAUAUAAAGGCAAUUCUGUGUACACCUGUAGUGGGAAUAAAAGACAGUACACAUGUGGGACCUGAUUGGACCUGUAUUUUGAUUGGAUAUGAUUCAGGGUAUAUGAGGUUUUAUACAGAAAACGGUGAUUUAUUAUUCGAAGAACAGUUUCAUAAUGAGAAUAUUAACUGUAUAACAUGUCAAAGCCAACAUAAUCCUAGACCUGAUGUAUCUUCCGAAUUAUAUCCUGAAGAAAUUUACAUACAGUACCAGAGCAAUGUUGCUGUAAUUGGUGGAUACGAACUCUUUACAAAUUUAAGGAAAUGUAGAAGUCAACUAGCAAUAGCUCAAGCCCAAGGAAAUCACUCAGCAACUUCUCAAGAUUUUCAGCAACUACCAUUAAAUAUUAAGAAACUGGGAUUUUUAGACCAAAGUAUUGUCAAUGAUGUAGCAGUUGUUGGUUUGAAUCUUUGUAGCAAUUUUGAUCAUUUAUUAGUAGCAUCAAAUUGUGGUGGUUUUGAAGCCAAAUACAGGUCAACAUCUCCUCAUAGUUCUUUAGUACUAGCUGCUGGAUCCAAACCAUUCUUGGGUUAUCAUUAUGCACUGGAUGGAAUAAAUCAACCUGUCCUUGGAGAUGUUGCUAAGGCAGUUGCAAAUAAAGUAAAGUCAGCACUACCCACCUGGUUAACUGGGAGCAACACCCAAACUGAAAAAGAAAAGUCAGCUAGCAUGCAACCAAUAGAGUCAAUGGGCUGUCGAUUUGGACUCUGCGAUUUACAAAGAACAGCACAUGAUAUAAUUUUGUCACCAAAUCGUGAACUCUCUGCAAUAACUGACUUGUUGGGGAGAGUUAUUCUGGUUGAUUCCUUUAGAGGAACUGCCAUAAAAAUUUUCAAAGGCUAUAGAGAUGCGCAAUGUGCUUUUAUUCAAGUUCCUGACAUACGAAAAUCAAAACACAAGUUAGGGAAUAAAGUGGCUCAUUUCAUGGUCGUUUAUGCCCCAAAAAAAGGUACUUUGGAAAUAUUUUCCGUCCAACGUGGUGAUAAGUUAGCUACCUUUUCUGCAUCAAGAUUUAGCAGGCUAAUGUAUAUUACUUAUGGACUUAUGGGUUUUACUAAAACAUCUAAGUUAAAAUAUGUGUGCCCAUUUUCUUGUAUAUUUAUGGACAAUGAUGGGAAAAUGAAGGAAAUAUUAAUUCCAUUUCAUUUGUCUCUUAACGAAAGGAAUAAUAAGAGGGCGCGAGAUAUCCACCUUUACAAAAAGUUAAAAGAAAUAAUUAACGCAAGUGAUUUUAUGGAUGAAAAAUUAAAUGAUGAAAUAUGUAGUACCUGUUGUGAAAUAAAAACUAUCGAAGUUAGUUAUCAAACACUAGAAAUGAUUUUAAGUCGUAAACAAGUUGGUGCCUCACUGAUGACCAAAUGUGCGGAAAUCUUCCUAACAAAUGUGGAAGGAAAUGGUAAAAAUUUGGAAAAAUUGCAUUCAGAUGAGAAAGAAAGAAAUCUUAGAUUUAUCUGUCAAAACGUAAAAAAGAUGUUAAACCUAUAUUUAUAUUUAAUAAAAUGUGAUAACAAGGAUGACGGCAAUGAAUUAGAGUCUUCAGCGUUGGAUUUAAAAGUUGUGGAAUUAGAAAAGCUUCAAAGAUUAUUUGAUUUGACAACGAAUAAUAAUCAAAAAAACUUUAAAAUUUCCCACGUCAGGUUUUCAGGUGAAGCGCUCUUGACUGUGUCAGAUUUUAUACAAUCUUUUGAUUUGAAUAAAGGUGGAGAAAUAAGAGUUAAAAAACACCUGGAUGAAAGCAUAAAAUUUCAAAUAGCUGAAGUGCUUUUUGGGCCAUAUAUAACAAGCGAGUGGAAAAAUUAUAGUGUUUUGCAAUACCAAAUACUCCAAAGUACGGUAUCUGUUGCAGAUAUUCUUGAUUUGCUAAUUAAUUAUUGGAUUAAUCGAGCUUUAACCAUAAAUAUUAAUUUAGAAAAAGAGAUGAAUUCAUUCCUGUUGCUCACUUCAACUUUGGUUAAGUGUUUAGAUUGUGAAAUAGUGAAGAUUGAAUAUAAUUCAAUCUCACCAUUUUGGGAAAAAAUAAGAGAAAUUUUGGAAAAUUCGCCGAGACCAUUUCCUGCAUUAAUGGCAGCCAUAUUGUUCCGAACUGUUGCCAAACAAUAUGAACUAGAAAAAACCGAAGAAGAGAACAUUGAAGUGUUAUCGCAGGAAAAUGUUAAAUGGUCGCUUUUGAUAGGUAGGCUAGAAGAUGUGUCAACUUUAAAUAUUAUCAUAUCAAAUAAGGCUCUAACUAACCACUCAGUGCUUCCAAAACUGAAACACAAAAAAGUUGAAAUUAGUUUAAAAUACAUUUUACAAGGUGGUAAAGGGUCGGUUAGUGAAUGCGUGGCGCAGUGGUUAACAUUAGCCGGAACAGAUCCAGAGGAAAUAGCAAUUAACGAAAUUAUUUCUCACAAUGGCGAUAUAAGCGACAAUAAAAGUAACCAUUUGCAAAUUCCUAAUGGAAUUAAUUCAGAUAAAAUAGAUCAAGUUAAGUCAAGUGAAACUUUUAAAUAUUUGAACAUACUAAGAAGACAAUUUCCAUAUAGUCUAGAAGCGAGCUCACUUAUAGGAAACAUGUGCUGGGAAUAUGCUCUUGCUUGGCGAAAUGAUAUAACAAUGUUAGAAAAUUUAGAAGCAGCAAUAAGCUGUUUAAACUGGGUUACAAAUUGUCGCUUAAAUAUUGGUCUACAUCAGCUCUUGUGGAACACUCACUUAAAAAUGGUGGUUGAAAAUGCCUGCAAACUUAUUAAUAAAGUUGGGAAGUUGCCCAAAGAACGAUUGUGCCAGCAGGACACAGGUCUUACAGAUAAACAAAUAACUACUUUUAUAAGUAUCUGUGUAGUUUUUUUGGAAUCAUUUAUGGAUCUUGCUCAAGGAGAUAUUGUUGGCAACGAAGCAGAUUUAAAAUAUGAAGACAUGUGGGAGAGUGGAUGCAACCAGUCUCUAGUAGAAUUAGCAUGUGAACGAAAGUAUCUAGAUUGCAAUUUAUUGGACCAUCAAUAUCAACUACUUUUGAUCCUGCACAUGAUCACAAAACUUUCUCUUAAGCAUUCCAAGCCUGUUAAUAAUUUAUUUGAAACCUCAAUAUCCAGCUUACUUUUUGAAGAUUUGCAGAAAAGAGUGGACAUAAAUUGGAAUAAAUCUGACGUUAGAACUAAUUCUUCAAGGUUUCAGUUUCUAUAUAAGGUAAUUUCUGCAAGUUUAGAUACUGUUACAGUUGAUGAUGAAGGAAAUUUGUAUUCUAAGGACCAUGUAAAUUGGAUGCAACAAUGUUUAAUAUUAGCAAGGAAGUGGAAUUUGGAAAUUGACAAAUUAAGAAGGUAUCAAAUUGUGCAACUUUAUAUGAAUGGUUUUGACUUAAUGGCCGGAGAACUUAUAUCAACUGUUAGUGAUACCAAUGAGUUAGGUUCAGAACUGUUGAUCGUUGCUGGAAGACGACUUUCCCAAUUUCUAGUAAAUUCACCAAACUUGAGUCAGAACAUUACAGCGCUAAGUCCAAUAUUAAAUAAAUAUUUAGAGCAAUUAAAGGAUAAUUGGUGCGCUCCAAGUAGUUUAUCCUUUUUGAAAAUCCUAACAACUAGAAUUCUUCAAUGCUUAGAUGAAGAUCAUAAAGACUAUAAAAUCGCGGAGUUACUUUUGGAAACCUGUUCUACACUAGAGAAUUUUUACUCCGAACUGUAGUAUAGCUCUAAUGUUUAUUAAAACACCAAUGUGAUCCUAGUUUUUAUGAUUACCUUAAGUCAUAGGAUAGUAAAGAUGUAGUGGUUUUAUUAUUAUUGUAUAAAUUGUUUUACACUGUCAAAAGGUGCAUAAACUGAAUAUAAAUAAAUCUUAUUUACAUUUGUUUUUA
Messenger RNA from Cylas formicarius (sweet potato weevil), 4172 nucleotides. RefSeq names its product rab3 GTPase-activating protein non-catalytic subunit (gene Rab3-GAP). The transcript has 9 exons. Gene Ontology annotation, biological process: regulation of GTPase activity. The record is from RefSeq and is a predicted model, not a curated record. The coding region runs from base 53 to 4003 and encodes 1316 amino acids. NCBI's taxonomy places the organism in Eukaryota, Metazoa, Arthropoda, Insecta, Coleoptera, Brentidae.